This is a messenger RNA of Armigeres subalbatus, 4941 nucleotides long. RefSeq names its product ATP-citrate synthase (gene ATPCL). The transcript is spliced from 13 exons. The record is from RefSeq and is a predicted model, not a curated record. Lineage: Eukaryota; Metazoa; Arthropoda; Insecta; Diptera; Culicidae. Gene Ontology annotation, biological process: citrate metabolic process; fatty acid biosynthetic process; acetyl-CoA biosynthetic process. Bases 469 to 3834 code for a protein of 1121 amino acids. Gene Ontology annotation, molecular function: ATP citrate synthase activity. Gene Ontology annotation, cellular component: cytosol.
GCCAAUUUCCAGUCGGGUUUUUAUCUUCGUGUCUUUCGGACGUGACUUUGAAAACGUGCGCUUGUUGUGAAAUUGUUUGUAUUGAAUUUCAUCCUCUUAUUCGCGUUGUAGCAGAAAGGAAGUAAUUCGGAAGUGCUGUCUUUUCUUUCUUGCGUGAGCUGUUCAUUAGCUGUCAAUGGUGCGGUCUUUUUCUCUCGUGUGCAAUUACUAAAAACGGUGACGUCGGGGAUUGCUUCGAUCGAAAAAGUUAUCACUAAUCGUGAAUUGUGUUGAAGAAAAAUACUAAAACGCGACGAAAUUGCUUUCGUUCUACCAAUCGCUUACUUGGAUUAUUAGAGAAUAAAUUGGAGGAAACCGACGGGUUCGUUCAUCGUCUUGAUCUGUAACAGGUAGCCCAUACGCAAAGAUCGCCCAUUGAAAUAGGAGAAGGCCCCUGUACCGUCACAUAGUAACAAGAAUUAGGAAGAAAUGUCCGCAAAAGCAAUACGCGAAGCCACCGGCAAGGAUAUCAUCAACCGACACCUCGUGGGAGAUCAUGGCGCCGCCAAGUGCCGGUUCGCGGCCGUCGAUGAGAGCACACAAUGGAGCCAGCUUGUUGUCGACAAUCCCUGGCUGGAAACUACCCCCCUCGUCGUCAAACCCGAUCAGUUGAUUAAGCGACGAGGCAAACUAGGACUAAUCGCCGUCAACAAGAAAUUCGCCCAGGUUAAACAAUGGGUCGACGAACGUAUGGGCAAGGAUCAGAAGGUGGGCAGUGCCACCGGCAAGCUGCGAACUUUCAUCAUCGAACCAUUUGUCCCGCACAAAGAUAACGAAGAAGCCUACGUUUGCAUUUACUCCCAUCGAACGGCGGAUACCAUUCUGUUCUACCAUCAAGGAGGAGUUGACAUUGGAGAUGUAGACUCGAAAGCACUGAAGCUCGAUGUACCUGUUGGGGAAGAUGUUACUCUGGCAAACAUCGAAAAAGUGCUACUUACGGAAGUAGCAGCUGCUAAGAAGAAGAGAAUCGCCAGUUUUAUCUUUAAUUUGUACAAACUUUAUGUAGACCUGUAUUUUACUUAUUUGGAAAUCAAUCCCCUAGUCGUGACAGACAGCUCCAUCUAUAUUCUGGAUCUGGCAGCAAAGGUCGAUGCUACAGCGGAUUUCAUGUGCGGUCCCAAGUGGGGAGCGAUUGACUAUCCGCCGCCAUUCGGACGUGAUGCCUACCCGGAGGAAGCCUAUAUUGCCGAUCUGGAUGCGAAGAGCGGUGCCUCGCUCAAGCUUACCAUCUUAAACCGUAAUGGUCGCAUAUGGACCAUGGUCGCUGGCGGCGGUGCGAGUGUUAUUUAUUCGGAUACCAUUUGUGAUUUGGGUGGCGCCACCGAGCUGGCCAACUACGGUGAAUACAGUGGGGCACCUUCGGAGCAACAGACCUACGAGUACGCGAAGACCAUUCUCGGCCUCAUGACUAGCAGCCCGAAGCAUCCAAAGGGCAAGGUGCUGAUUACUGGUGGAGGUAUUGCCAACUUCACCAAUGUGGCUGCUACCUUCAGUGGUAUUAUUAAGGCGUUGCGUGAAUUUCAACCGAAGCUGAUCGAUCACAACGUUUCGAUAUUCGUGCGACGUGCUGGUCCUAACUAUCAAGAAGGUUUGAGGAAAAUGCGCGAAAUCGGUAGCACAUUGGGAAUCCCCUUAUUCGUAUUUGGCCCGGAAACUCACAUGACUGCCAUUUGCGGUAUGGCCCUUGGCACAAAAUCGAUUCCGAAAAGUUGCGACGUACAUUUUGCAACGGCAAACUUCCUGCUCCCUGGUGGACAACAGGCUGCCGAUGCUGCUAAGAAGUCCUCAGCAGCAGGCAGCGAUGCCAUCAAUGCAGAUACAUCAACAUCAUCUUCCAGUGCGACACAAUCGGCAGCAGCGACCACUAGGAUCGGCAGCAAUGAAAUUGUCAGCCGACCAGUCAAGAGUAGUGGACCCGCCGUUAAGUACUCGCAGACAAAGAUCGGCUCCGGCGAGUACCGUGAGAUGUUCAGCAAUCGUACCAAGGCACUGGUAUGGGGCAUGCAAACUCGAGCUGUCCAAUCAAUGUUGGACUUCGAUUUCAUCUGUCGGCGCGACGAACCAUCCGUCGUAGCAAUGGUGUACCCAUUCACUGGGUAUCACAAGCAAAAGUUCUACUGGGGCCACAAGGAGGUGCUGAUCCCGGUGUACUCGAAAAUGUCCGAGGCCAUCAACAAGCACAAGGAAGCCGACGUACUGGUUAAUUUCGCCUCGCUGCGAUCGGCCUAUGAGAGCUCGUUAGAGGUGUUGGACUAUCCACAGAUUCGCACGAUUGCCAUCAUCGCCGAAGGUAUUCCGGAAAACCUAACCCGCAAGCUGAACGUGGCUGCUAGAGCGAAGAACGUUUCCAUCAUUGGGCCGGCAACGGUCGGUGGGGUCAAGCCCGGUUGUUUCAAAAUCGGCAACACCGGUGGCAUGUUGGAUAAUAUCCUGCACUCGAAACUGUACCGUCCAGGUAGUGUUGCUUACGUUUCCCGUUCCGGUGGUAUGUCGAACGAAUUGAACAAUAUUGUUUCGCUGACAACGAACGGUGUGUUGGAGGGUGUGGCUAUUGGAGGCGAUCGGUACCCGGGGACAACCUUCAUGGAUCACAUUUUGCGGUACCAGGCCGAUCCUGCAGCCAAAAUGAUUGUGCUUCUCGGAGAGGUAGGUGGUGUUGAGGAAUACGAAGUUUGUGAAGCAUUGCAGGACGGAAGAAUUACUAAGCCGUUGGUCGCCUGGUGCAUUGGUACCUGCGCAGGAAUGUUCACUUCUGAGGUACAGUUCGGUCAUGCUGGAUCAUGUGCCAACUCGGAUCGCGAAACUGCCAAUGCUAAGAACAAAUCAUUGGCUGCCGCUGGUGCCCACGUUCCCGAUUCAUUCGACACCCUUGGAGAUAUGAUUGGAUCAGUAUACAACGAUCUUGUGAAAAGUGGUAUCAUCGUUCCAGCCGAAGAAGUCCCACCGCCAACCGUCCCGAUGGAUUACUCUUGGGCCCGUGAACUGGGACUGAUCCGAAAGCCGGCCUCCUUCAUGACGUCGAUCUGCGACGAGCGAGGUCAAGAACUGCUGUACGCCGGUAUGCCGAUUAGCGAUGUCCUGCAGAAAAACGUCGGUAUUGGUGGUGUAGUUUCGCUACUUUGGUUCCAACGUUGUCUGCCACCGUACGUCUGUAAAUUCUUCGAAAUGUGUUUAAUGGUGACUGCUGACCACGGACCGGCCGUUUCCGGAGCUCACAAUACGAUUGUAUGCGCGCGUGCCGGAAAAGAUCUCGUCUCGUCAGUGGUUAGCGGUUUAUUAACGAUUGGUGACCGAUUCGGUGGUGCGUUGGAUGAAGCGGCAAAGCAAUUCUCAGGAGCUUAUGAUUCAAACCUGCAUCCGAUGGAAUUUGUGAACUCCAUGAGAAAGAAGGGUCAACUGAUUAUGGGUAUUGGGCAUCGUGUGAAAUCAAUCAACAAUCCGGACAUCCGAGUCAAAAUCAUCAAGGAGUUCGUUAUGGAAAACUUCCCGGCCAAGCCUCUGCUAGAGUAUGCUCUGGAGGUUGAAAAAAUCACCACCAGCAAAAAACCCAACUUGAUUCUGAAUGUGGACGGAGUGAUUGCCACCUGUUUCGUCGACAUGCUGCGAAAUUGUGGUUCCUUUACCAGUGAGGAAGCUCAGGAGUACAUCAAAAUCGGCGCUAUCAACUCGCUGUUCGUACUAGGACGCAGCAUCGGCUUCAUUGGACACUACAUGGAUCAGAAGCGUCUGAAGCAGGGACUGUAUCGCCACCCGUGGGAUGACAUCUCGUACGUGCUUCCGGAACAGUACAACUAAAUUCGGCACCACCGUAGCAGGAGUAAAGGACUGACGACGGCACUAGGGGAGGAGCAUAUCCAUCGUAUGACAUAAGCGACAGGGGAGGGACUUUAAGUCUUAUGACCUGACAUAGCACAACUGAGAUAUCUGUAUUUUCUUUAUUUUCCUUCGUUCAUUCUUUGAACAGUUCACAAAUUGACACACGGGAAUGCAAUCUGCACACCCUGUAAAUGGGACCCCAUCAUUCGAGGGAUGCAUGCAACAGAAUCUCGUUCAAACGGCAAAUUAAGGGAAACGAUGGAAUCCUUUGACUAAAAAUAGAUCCAACUCAUUCCAUUUGUUAGGUUCAGUUUUCAUUGCUUUCUUUCAUUUUGUAUUAUUCUCUCAUAUUUCAAAUCUACAUUCGACCUGAUGCUGCAUUUACCAAUUAUCUUUUCCGGUGAAAUCCGUUUCAUAGAUUACCCGUUUGAUACACCCAUCACUGAUUUUAUCCCUCUAACAAAACGACGCCCAUGGCGAUAGGAAUCUGAAUCGCCAUAUAAAAUAAAACAGCAACUUAAAUGAACAAGAAUGAAAAUUACUAUUUCAAAGGCAACACAACAGAGAAAAUGCAUAUUGAUUCAAUUACGUUAACAAACCUAUUUAAAUCCAAAUUUAAAUUAUUUGCCUAAACUGUAAGAUCGUAAUUAGGUGUAAAAUAUCAAUAUUCUAUUGCAAACAAAGAGAAGUGACUAAAGAUAGCUUCCAACUUUAUCGGCACACGUAAGGUAAGAACAGAUUCAUUAGGUGGGAUCCCUGUAUGAGAGAUACAUUUUUUGUUACGCUAAAUUAUUGGUCGAUAUUGUUAUUUUUGUUUGUAACCGUCUUUGUGACUUUUUUUUUUUUUCGUUCGAACUAUUUAACUUUUUUCUCCAAUUUUACGUUUUUUGAUCGUGGUUUCCCAUAUUUAUCAUUUUGCAUUUUUCAUUAUUUUUUUUAGGUAUGCAUUACGAUAGCAAAUUUGUUUAGCGUAAUAGAUUUUGUACUUUCAAUUCUGUCACUACUUUGUAAUUGCGUUUGUUGUAAGUGAUUAUUUUUACAGUUUUAUUGUAAUAAACAGCUGAUGAACUCAUUUCAUUAAGAUCA